UAAACCAUAAUUGAAAAGCUUGGCCUUUUGGGUUUCAGCAGUGGAGUGUGGUGUGUGUGAGAGAGAGAGAGUCAUCAAUGGAGUCUCUGAUUCUGAAACUCCAUGGGAUAGAAGCAGUGAAAUUCCACAAUUUCAAACUCAAAUCAGGGAUAUCUUCUCCAAUGUACAUAGACCUUCGCCUUAUCGUUUCCUACCCAUCUCUCCUCCGCCAAAUCUCUCAACUCCUCGUCUCCUCCAUCCCUUCCACCACUACCUUCGACCUCAUCUGCGGAGCCCCUUACACCGCUCUUCCCAUCGCCACCAGCAUUUCCAUCUCCAACGACAUCCCCAUGCUGAUGCGACGCAAAGAGAUCAAAGACUACGGUACUGGGAAAGCCAUUGAAGGCGUUUUCGAAGAAAGCCAAACCUGUCUCAUCGUUGAUGAUCUCGUCACUAGUGGAGCAUCGGUUCUUGAGACAGCUUUGCCUCUCAGGGCUCUAGGGUUGAAGGUAACGGAUGCUGUUGUUCUCAUCGAUCGAGAGCAAGGGGGGAGAGAGAACCUCGCUGACAAUGGGAUUCAAUUGCAUUCCAUGAUUAAGAUUACUGAAUUGAUUGAUAUUCUGAGAAAGAAUGGACGGGUUUCUGAGGAGAUGGAGAAGAUGGUUAAAUCUUUCUUAAAACAGAAUCGAAGGGUCUCUCUGCCGCUGCCGGCGCUGGCACCCAAGAAUUUUAGGUUUACGUAUUCGGUAAGAGCGAAAAUGGCGAAGAAUCCCAUGGGGAAGAAGCUUUUUGAGGUGAUGGAUGCGAAACAGAGCAAUUUAUGCUUGGCUGCUGAUGUUUCAACUGCUGCACAGUUGCUCGCCCUUGCCGACAAGGUUGGACCAGAGAUCUGCUUAUUGAAAACCCAUGUGGAUAUAUUGCCUGAUUUUACUCCAAAUUUUGGUUCUCAGCUUCGUUCUCUUGCAGAAAAGCACAACUUCUUAAUAUUUGAAGAUCGUAAGUUUGCCGAUAUUGGAAACACUGUAUCUAUGCAAUACGAAGGAGGUGUUUAUCAUAUACUGGAAUGGGCGGAUAUAGUUAAUGCUCACAUAAUAUCCGGUCCUGGAAUCGUUGAUGGUCUGAAACAAAAGGGUUUGCCUCGUGGUAGGGGCAUGCUACUGCUUGCAGAAAUGAGCUCAUCUGGCAAUCUUGCCAAGGGAGACUACACAACUGCGGCAGUAAAAAUUGCGAAUGAUCACUCAGAUUUUGUAAUUGGCUUCAUCUCUGUCAAUCCAGCAUCAUGGCGAGGGGGACCUGUAAAUCCAGCAUUUAUCCAUUUGACCCCUGGUGUUCAAAUGGUUACCGGAGGUGAUGCACUGGGCCAGCAGUAUAAUACUCCUUAUUCUGUCAUCUAUGAUAGAGGAAGUGACAUCUUAAUUGUUGGCCGGGGAAUUAUUAAGGCAGCUAACCCAGCUGAGGCUGCUAGAGAAUACCGUCUUCAAGGAUGGAAUGCAUACAGAGCAAGAUGCACAUAAAAAUCUGUUGUAACUGGUGAUUUCUCAAUGUGUUCCCAGAGCUGGCAUAUGAUAAAAGCCUAAUCUUUCUGUGAUAUUUUCUUUGUUUUUCCUCUCUUACUCAGUUGAUAGGAGUCCUAGUAUAUUCAGAACGCUUUUUUUUUUGGGUAAUUUUAUAUUUUGAUUUAGUUGGAUAUGGUGGGUUACACAGGUAUGAUGUGGAAGGGACUCAAAUGUGAAUGUGGAUUAUCGGAUAGGAAUACAGUGCAUAGACAAGAUGGGUUAUUGGAUAAGAAAAGUUGUAUACUUCAAAUAAAAUCUCAUUUGGGCAAAGGAGGAUUCUUCCUCCCAAGUGGGUCGAAGUUAGUUUGUGUUUA
Messenger RNA from Macadamia integrifolia, 1849 nucleotides. Its product is annotated as uridine 5'-monophosphate synthase-like. Gene Ontology annotation, molecular function: orotate phosphoribosyltransferase activity; orotidine-5'-phosphate decarboxylase activity. The transcript is spliced from 6 exons. Lineage: Eukaryota; Viridiplantae; Streptophyta; Magnoliopsida; Proteales; Proteaceae. Gene Ontology annotation, biological process: 'de novo' pyrimidine nucleobase biosynthetic process; 'de novo' UMP biosynthetic process. The coding region runs from base 78 to 1493 and encodes 471 amino acids. The record is from RefSeq and is a predicted model, not a curated record.